Molecule: messenger RNA, 1148 nt
Organism: Passer domesticus (house sparrow)
Lineage: Eukaryota; Metazoa; Chordata; Aves; Passeriformes; Passeridae
Product: creatine kinase M-type-like
Biological process (GO): phosphocreatine biosynthetic process
Molecular function (GO): creatine kinase activity
Source: RefSeq, a predicted model, not a curated record
AUGCCGUUCAGCAACACCCACAACAAGUACAAGCAGAAGUUCUCGGCCGAGGAGGAGUUCCCGGACCUGUCCAAGCACAACAACCACAUGGCCAAGGUGCUGACCCCCGCCCUGUACCAGAAGCUGCGCGACAAGGAGACCCCCAGCGGCUUCACCCUCGACGACGUCAUCCAGACCGGCGUGGACAACCCCGGCCACCCGUUCAUCAUGACCGUGGGCUGCGUGGCCGGUGACGAGGAGUCCUACGAGGUCUUCAAGGAGCUCUUCGACCCCGUGAUCCAGGACCGGCACGGCGGCUACAAACCCACCGACAAGCACCGCACCGACCUCAACCACGAGAACCUCAAGGGUGGGGAGGACCUGGACCCCAAGUACGUGCUGAGCAGCCGCGUGCGCACCGGCCGCAGCAUCAAGGGCUACUCGCUGCCGCCCCACUGCAGCCGCGGCGAGCGCCGCGCCAUCGAGAAGCUGUCAGUCACAGCCCUGAACAGCCUGGACGGGGAGUUCAAGGGCAAGUACUACCCGCUGAAGGCCAUGACGGAGCAGGAGCAGCAGCAGCUCAUCGACGACCACUUCCUGUUCGACAAGCCCGUGUCGCCGCUGCUGCUGGCCUCGGGCAUGGCCCGCGACUGGCCCGACGCCCGCGGCAUCUGGCACAACGACAACAAGACGUUCCUGGUGUGGGUGAACGAGGAGGAUCACCUGCGCGUCAUCUCCAUGGAGAAGGGCGGCAACAUGAAGGAGGUGUUCCGGCGCUUCUGCGUCGGCCUCAAGAAGAUCGAGGAGAUCUUCAAGAAGGCGGGGCACCCCUUCAUGUGGACGGAGCACCUGGGCUACAUCCUCACCUGCCCGUCCAACCUGGGCACGGGGCUGCGCGGCGGCGUGCACGUGCGCCUGCAGCACCUCAGCCAGCACCCCAAGUUCGAGGAGAUCCUCAAGCGCCUGCGCCUGCAGAAGCGCGGCACAGGGGGGGUGGACACGGCGGCGGUGGGCGCCGUGUUCGACAUCUCCAACGCCGACCGCCUGGGCUUCUCGGAGGUGGAGCAGGUGCAGAUGGUGGUGGACGGCGUCAAGCUCAUGGUGGAGAUGGAGAAGAAGCUGGAGCAGAAGCAGCCCAUCGACGACAUGAUCCCGGCCCAGAAAUAGGG